UUUAUUAUCCUUGUCUCAAUUCUGCAAAUUUUUUCAGCGUUUGGUUUCGAUGUUCCUGGAAAUUUACAGUUUUGGAAUUUGUGAGGAAUUGGGGGUUUGUUAGAUAUGAAUACAGGCAAUUAAAUUUGCAUUGGGUCUUUACUGUUCUGAUAUGCAUGAGAACUUUCUUGAUUAAUUCUUGCGUACGCAAACUUUUCUGGGUCCAUUCAGAACCUGGGAAGCAAACUCUGUCUGAAAAGCUUCUGCUGCAUUUGGAAUAAUUGUUCACCUAGGUUUUCCCCAUAAUUCUGCAUUGAAUGGAACAGUCGAAAUUGUCUGCUGAAUCUCCUUACAAGGAGAUAUCAGCCAGAUGGGAUCCAGAUGAAGCAUGCUUGCCUGUAAUUGAUGAAGCACCUGUCUUUCAUCCAACUGCUGAGGAGUUUGAGGACACCCUUGGUUACAUAGCAAAGAUACGCCCCCUGGCUGAACCACAUGGCAUAUGUCGGAUAGUCCCUCCACCUUGCUGGACUCCAUCUUGCCCUCUUAAGGAGAAAGAUAUUUGGGAAAAUGCUAAAUUUCCCACCCGUAUUCAGCAGAUUGACUUGCUUCAGAAUAGAGAGCCCAUGAGAAAGAAAAGCAGGGGAAGGAAACGAAAACGUAGAAAGAACACAAAAAUGGCAAUGUGCAGGAGACUUGCCAAUCCAGAUUCAGAAGUUAAUGCUGCUUCUGAAUCUGAUGAAAAAUUUGGAUUCCAAUCAGGACCAGACUUCACACUCAGAGACUUUCAACGAUAUGCUGCUUUUUUUAAAGAACGCUACUUUGGGAAGAAGGAUAUCAAAGAGGAUGGACAAAUUAGUGAUAAUAAAUAUCAGAAAAGGUGGCAGCCCUCUGUGAAGGAAAUUGAAGGUGAAUACUGGAGAAUAAUUGAGCAACCAACUGAUGAGGUCGAGGUGUACUACGGAGCUGACCUGGAAAGUGGAGCACUUGGAAGUGGUUUUCCAAAGGCUGAUUCUCUAACUAAGAGUGACUUGGAUGAGUAUACACUAUCUGGCUGGAAUCUGAAUAACAUCCCACGGCUGCCAGGUUCGGUGCUAUGUUUUGAAGGAAGUGAUAUCUCUGGAGUUCUAGUGCCUUGGCUAUAUGUUGGGAUGUGUUUUUCAUCAUUUUGCUGGCAUGUCGAGGAUCAUCACCUUUAUUCACUAAAUUAUUUGCACUGGGGCGAUCCAAAAGUAUGGUAUGGAGUACCUGGCAAUCAUGCUACGUCUUUGGAGGGUGCGAUGAGAAAGCAUAUGCCUGAUUUAUUUGAGGAGCAACCUAAUUUACUCAAUGAACUGGUCACUCAACUAUCACCUUCAAUUCUUAAAUCUGAAGGAGUUCCUAUAUUUCGCACUGUCCAGCAUUCUGGGGAAUUUGUAAUUACCUUUCCUAGAGCAUACCAUGCUGGCUUCAAUUGUGGUUUCAACUGUGCCGAGGCUGUGAAUGUUGCUCCUGUAGAUUGGUUGCUGCAUGGCCAGAAUGCUGUUGAACUUUAUAGUCAGCAGUGCCGUAAAACAUCAUUGUCACAUGACAAGCUAUUACUAGGAUCAGCUCAGGAAGCCAUACAAGCCCUUGCAGAAGUUCUUCUUGAAGGAAAGGAAACUCAAAAAAAUUUGAAAUGGAAAAGUGUCUGUGGGAAAGAUGGUGUUCUUACUAAUGCUGUUAAGACAAGGAUAAAGAUUGAGGAAGAGCGGAUACAACGUCUGCAGACUCCCAUAAAAUUGGUGAAAAUGGACAUCAACUUUGAUUUGGAUAAGGAAAGAGAAUGCUUUGCUUGCUUCUAUGAUUUGCACCUUUCUGCUUCAGGCUGCCAAUGCUCUGUUGAUAAAUACUCUUGUCUAAGACACUCAAAUUCGUUUUGCUCAUGUGGAUAUGAUGAAAGAUUUGUUCUAUUUCGUUAUCCUAUAGAGGAGCUAAAAGAGUUGGUUAGAGCAUUAGAAGGAGGGUUAGAAGCUAUCAAGUCAUGGCUAAUGAAGCUAAGGUUCGGUUGCUCAGAGUCACAAAAGGAACAAGAUGAUGUGGUCCUUGAUAGUGAAGAAAAUGUAUCAGACAGAGUGCUACCUAACAGUGAAUGUAAAACGGAAGCAGUAGACAUGGACAGUUUCAAUAAAAGCACAUCUUUGACAAGCGAGAGCUUUCUAAUUCAGAAGUUUGCUGCAUCUGUUGAGCCUGUAAGCCUGGGCUCCAUUGUGCUUGGAAAGCUGUGGUGCAGUAAGCACAAGAUAUAUCCAAAAGGAUUCAAGAGUCGUGUCAAGUUCUUUAGCAUGCUUAAUCCAUCAACAAUCUGUAGCUAUGUUUCCGAAGUUCUUGAUGGUGGCUUAAUUGGACCUCUUUUCAAGGUUAGCAUGGAAGAACAUCCAAGUGAAAGUUUCAUGAACAUGUCAGCAGAGAAGUGCUGGGAAUCAGUUCUGGAGAGAGUAAAUCGUGAGAUCAUCAGGCGCAGAAGCCUAGGGGAACUAGAACUUCCUCCAUUGGAGCUUCUGCAAGGCAUAAACGGUCUACAAAUGUUCGGAUUCCUUUCUCCAUCGAUCAUCCAGGGUAUUGAAGCUCUGGAUCCCAGUCAUCAAUGCGGAGAAUACUGGAACCGCAAGGAAUUAAUCUCUUCUGUAUCUUCCAGCAGUACAAGUGAUGAUGUCAAGCUUGUGCGUGGCAGUUCGAGUAGCCUGUCUGAUGAAAAUGAUGAUAAACUUAUAGGAGAAAAAUGUGACUCGUUCGAAGGGACGAUACUGGUGCUCAAAGGAUUGUUGAAGAAAGCGAACCUGGAUGAGUUAAUCACAAUGCAGAAGUUACUGGGGUCUAAUGCAGAAAGUACUCAGUGGAGAGUGGAAAUUGCGGCUCUGAUAGAGGAGAUCCAGAAAAGCUUGUAGAUAUAGAACAGGGAAUAAGAUCUCCAUUAUUGCUGAUUUAUGGUAGUCAUAAUCCAUUUAGCCAUUGAUUAGGUCCAUUCUUUGGUC
Neltuma alba is the source of this 2969-nucleotide messenger RNA. Its product is annotated as lysine-specific demethylase JMJ18. Gene Ontology annotation, cellular component: chromatin; nucleus. Gene Ontology annotation, biological process: regulation of gene expression; chromatin remodeling. The record is from RefSeq and is a predicted model, not a curated record. The transcript has 14 exons. Gene Ontology annotation, molecular function: histone H3K4me/H3K4me2/H3K4me3 demethylase activity. Bases 297 to 2882 code for a protein of 861 amino acids. NCBI's taxonomy places the organism in Eukaryota, Viridiplantae, Streptophyta, Magnoliopsida, Fabales, Fabaceae.